Messenger RNA from Hyaloperonospora brassicae, 324 nucleotides. Lineage: Eukaryota; Oomycota; Peronosporomycetes; Peronosporales; Peronosporaceae. The record is from the annotation of a GenBank genome assembly.
AUGGUUUACACCAUCGUCGUCCACCUGUACGCCAAGGAGGGCAAGGAAGUCGAAGAGAAGCUACGCAACAAGCUCAUUGAGGCCUCGCAGGUGUACUCGAAGGACACUGAGACCAUUGACUGGCACGUCAUGCAGGACCACGAGGACCCGCGCAAGUGGUGCAUCGUCGAGCGCUACGAGCACGAGAGCAGUCAGAAGUACCACCUGGGCAACCCGUACUGGAAGACCUUUGACCCGUACGUCAUGCCACUCUUGGACAAGCCAAUGGACCUGCGUCGCUUCAACGAGCUGGACACGAGCAAGCCUGUGCACGUUGUCGAGUGA